Molecule: messenger RNA, 1725 nt
Organism: Penicillium salamii
Lineage: Eukaryota; Fungi; Ascomycota; Eurotiomycetes; Eurotiales; Aspergillaceae
Source: the annotation of a GenBank genome assembly
AUGGCCCCGCAAGACGUCAGCGGUCACGCCGACCUCCUCGACAACGGUCUCGACAACGGUUUCGACAACGGCAGUCAGGGCGAAGGUGAUCAAGCUGAGAUCAAAGCCCAAGAUGAUGCGGCCUUGCUGGUAAGACCCGAUAAUCCAGUUGCGCAAUGCACAGGACAGAACUUGGCUAACAGGACCUUCCAGCGGACCAUGGGCUAUAAGCCGGUUCUGCACCGAACAUACACUUUGUUCGAGAACUUUGCGACCACUUUCGCUGCGCUGUACUUUGUUGGCGGUGUUCGCGUCACUUUCAGUACCGGUAUCGCGGCCGGUGGUAACCUGGCUUACUGGACCAGUUACCUGGUGACCAUGGUGUUCACCUUUAUUACUGCUGCAGUUAUUGCGGAGGUCUGCUCGGCCUCCCCGUCGGCGGGUUCGAUCUAUCUGUGGGCGGCUGAGGCUGGUGGGCCUCGAUUCGGUCGACUCUUGGGUUUCAUCGUCGCUUGGUGGAGUACCACUGCUUGGACGACCUUCUGUGCCAGCAACACCCAGGCUGCUGCUAAUUAUAUGCUUUCGGAAAUCACUGUCUUCAAGCUCGAUUUCCCGUCCGACACUGACAGUGUCAAUUUCCGCGCGGUUCAAUGGAUCUGCACUGAAGUCUUGCUUGCGUUUGCUGCUUUGCUGAACUUCAUGCCUCCCCGAUACUUCAAGUAUGUCUUCUGGUUCUCUGCGGCAGUUGUCAUGCUUGACUUCUUCCUGAACCUGAUUUGGUUGCCCAUUGGAGUCGCACAAACCUGGGGUUUCCGUACCACCCAUGAGGCUUUCAUGACCACUUAUAAUGGAACCGGAGCCCCAGACGGCUGGAACUGGUGUCUCUCUUACCUGGCUACUGCUGGUAUUCUCAUUGGAUUCGAUGCCUCGGGUCACGUUGCGGAAGAAACCAAAAACGCCUCAGUCACUGCUGCCCGCGGUAUCUUCUGGAGUACCGUUGCAAGCGGAUUUGGCGGUCUCGCUACAAUUAUCCUGUUCCUAUUCUGCGCGCCCGAUACGGAGACGCUGAUGAGCUUCGGCUCCCCUCAGCCAUUCGUGCCUCUGUACGCUGCCGUUCUUGGCGACGGCGGCCACAUCUUUAUGAACUUCAUCUGCAUUUUCGCCUUGUGGCUGAACACCGCCAUUGCCAUUAUCGCCGCUUCGCGUCUCGUCUUCGCAGUCGCCCGCGACGGUGUCCUUCCCUUCUCGGGUUGGGUUUCCAAGGUCAACAACGGUCAGCCCCGUAACGCCGUCAUCGUUGUCUGGGGUGUCGCCUCUCUGGUCACUUGCACCAUCCUUCCCUCCAAUGUGGCAUUCACCUCCCUCGUCUCGGCCGCCGGUGUCCCCAGCGCUGCAGCCUACGGUCUGAUUUGCCUUGGUCGUCUGUUCUGCACCCCGACCCGAUUCCCCAAGCCGCAAUGGAGUCUCGGUCGGUGGAGCAAGCCUUUCCAGCUCAUUGGUGUGUUCUGGAAUGGCUGGGUCGUCGCUAUCCUGUUUUCGCCCUACGCGUGGCCUGUCACUGGCGAGAACUUGAACUACGCCCCCAUUAUCAUGGCUGGAGUUACUAUCUUGGCCUUGAUCUCGUACUUCAUGAUGCCGGAAAGUGCUUGGCUUCCUUCCGACCGUAUCACCCACUUCAUUGAUAGCAAGGGCGCUACUGAGACUGUGGAGGAAGUUCACUCAGAGCAGGGACCGGUUCAUCGAUGA